AUGCGCAAGUGGAAGGCAAAUAGUUACUUGCUGAGUGUGUGUCUCUUAGUAUCGGAGUAUGUGCGACAGCAGCAGCAAGAUGCCAAGCUGAGCAGCGCCGGAGAGGACUCGGUUGCUUCUCUGGUUGACGCGCCACACACGCAGCCUGCCCCACCAGUCAUCAGCAGGACGUCGCUCAACGCCUUGGCUCGCUUUCUAACUCUCGAGAUCCAGCAUCCUUUGAAAACUAAUCCGGACACUUCGAGUCGGACAGGAUUCACGACCCUCAAGAGUUUAUUACGUCGAUUGGAGAUCAGUUUAGACAAUGAACAGGACUUCGAGCAGGUGUCGUGGCAGCUCGUGAGUAUCCUGACGCAGAUCAAGAGCCCCGACUCCGUGUGCAACGUCGUGGAGCAGAUCUCCGAGUGUGUGACGCCACUACAGACCGUGCGCGACGAAGAGGAUGUGGAAAUAGACGUGGACUCCGCCAACGCCACGCUGGUCCGUACCAGUUUACUGGGUGUCUUCGUACGCAGCUUCUUACUGGAGGUGAACCGCCUUCUGUUCGACGGUCUAUCGAGACUUUUCGACGAUGUACAACAGUAUCUGGAACAAUUCCGAGAAGAUAUGGAGAAGGACAAGAAACUAGAGGAGAAAGACAACAGCUUGGAGCUUGUAGGGUCACCGGCGUCGCAAAAUCUGUGGAAUGAAGACAAGAUGGACGAUGACGAGUUGUUGCUGUCACCGAUUCACUCUGGAAGCGCUACACCACUUGACUCCUACGUACUGACGGACAAGCUACUGACACCGGACGCUGUUCGGGAAGUCAACGACCCGGCAGUGUGGUCGAAUGACCAGCUGAAUUACAUCUUAAGUGACAUGAUCCGCGGUAUGGAAGGAGGACGAACAGCUCAACGCUCGCAGCAUAUCGAAGACCAGUCAAUGGAAGAACAGCUCCGACUGCUUCGCAACAAGAUGGACGGAUCCAACCCUAACGUGCUGUUCGCGAGGUAUCUAUCGUUUCUAAAUGAUCGCGAUUACCAGGGUGCACUCGACAGCUUACACCAGUACCAUGACGUCCUCUCCCCUCGUCAGAAUUCUCGGGGCUCUGGGCUGCAUUUCCGAGGCAGUGGCAUCCAGUAUGCUGCGUUGAAUCUGGCUGGCUUGCAGAUACUAUUCGACCACUGUACUGCAGCGCAAGAAAGUAUCCAAGAAGCGAUUCGAGUAGCUCAGCACCAUGGAGAUCACAUCUGUGUGGCGUUCGCGUUGGCGUGGCUUAUUCGUAUUAACCAGAAGAUGGGGAACACCAAGGAUGCUGUACUGCAGCUUGUUAGUAGCUGCUUCGAUCGCGCUCAAGAGUUACGCUUGCCUUCAUUGCAAGUACUGGCGACAUUGACGGAAGUGGAGAGCGAUUUGUUGCGUGGCAGUACAGCGAGGUCAGAGACACUGGCGUCGACGUCACACUUUGUGCCGCAUCGGAUGGCUGCUCAAGCGCCGGCUCCUCGGCCACUGCACGUUUGGUCGCGUCUGGAGGAAUCACUGCAAUCUAUUGCGUCGAUAGCGACGCCUGCUGCCAAUAUGUCAAACUCUGGUACGCGAACGAUGGUGGCACUACAACUGCAAGCUGGCGUGGCUUCUGUUACUGACUCUUCUAACAAGUCUGGUGGUACUGGGAUGGACUGGAUCAAGUCUACAGAGGCAAUUCUCGAUACAGUGUGGAGUCUUAGUGGGAAAGUCGCGAUCUCAGCAGCAGUGGGGUGGAGUCUCUAUGGUCAGCGUUCACUUGAGGAAGUAUUCAAUCGUAUACAUCUCUUGUGCUACGAAGACUCGGCUGGUAUAGGAGAAAUUGCGCUUACUGUGAGUCAGAUGGCGAUGACAGUACACCGCCUCUUCUUCUUGUGGGCGCUGCAAAGGGGGGAGUUCGCACGCGCGGAAGUCCAUUUAAACGCGAUACUUGCGUUUUCUCCAGACGGAAAAGACUUCCCUGCUUAUCUGGAUGCUCUCCUGCUGAAGGCAGCACUGUGGACUGCAGUCGGCGACUACCCGCGAAGUCUAGAGCUACUCGAAUGCAUCGAAGUGACGUGUAGAGAGCAUGGGUUCACGUAUCUGCAUGCCCAAGUGCUGAUCGCUACCAGUCGAACUCGCUUUCAAGCCUCUGCGCCGCAUGCGCCAUUCGCAUCUCUCAAUGCACUACUGAAAGGUGUGGACAUCUGCACAAGUCACCACUAUGACCUGUUGCUAGCAGAGGCUCAUGUUGUCAUGGCUGAAGUUUAUAUUGCCAUGGGCAAGCUUCAAGAUGCUCAUUCACUUCUCAACGAUCAGAUGCCUCUGGUGAUGGAACACGGCAGCAUCGAUCUGCGCGGAGAAUGUCUGCUAGUGCUCGCAAAAACCUUGAUUGCAAGUAUCAAACGACGCAAUGAAGGAGCGAAGGAGCCAACGCCUGCGGCUACCAAGGCCAUUGAAAUGCUAAACGCAAGCACGGACAUGUUUUCGUUGGUGCAAAAUGUGAAGCGACUAAAGGAGAUCAGCUACGUGCAAUCUUUAGUCUACAAUCAUUUAGCUACACAGUCGACGAAAAUCGGUGGCGAUUCUACUGCGUUUUAUACCUGUCGAGAGGAGGCCGCAGCAAGAUUUCUCAAGCACAACUCACAACUGAAGCGGGCGGCUUUUCGUACGAUCGAGCCAUUUUUUGACCUGGAAUUGCCUGAAAACAUUCGACAAAGUAUCACUCACCGCUCGAGUGAGAUCGAAACCGUACAGUAA
This is a messenger RNA of Phytophthora infestans T30-4, 2742 nucleotides long. Its product is annotated as anaphase-promoting complex subunit 5, putative. NCBI's taxonomy places the organism in Eukaryota, Oomycota, Peronosporomycetes, Peronosporales, Peronosporaceae. Gene Ontology annotation, biological process: anaphase-promoting complex-dependent catabolic process; protein K11-linked ubiquitination; positive regulation of mitotic metaphase/anaphase transition. The transcript has 4 exons. Gene Ontology annotation, molecular function: protein binding. The record is from RefSeq and is a predicted model, not a curated record. Gene Ontology annotation, cellular component: anaphase-promoting complex. Bases 1 to 2742 code for a protein of 913 amino acids.